CUUUAUUACAUAGCAAAUCCAAUGAAAUCAAAUUCGCAGGUCGCACUAACAAGCAUCUGCUCCUGAUCAGCACCUUUUAUUACACGACACACACACACACUUGACAUAAAUAGAAACCAGAUCAUCGGAGUCUGAUGCUCAAGCAUGGCCUUAGUAACAACAGCUGAAGUCUGCGACGCCAACCCCCAGCUCAUCGUCAGCGGCGAGCUGCGAGCCCUCCAACCCAUCUUCCAGAUCUACGGCAGACGCCAAGUCUUCUGUGGGCCCGUCGUCACUCUCAAAGUCUUCGAAGACAACGUUCUUGUCCGGGAAUUCCUCGAGGAGAAAGGCAACGGCCGCGUCCUCGUCGUCGACGGCGGCGCCAGCCAGCGCUGCGCCAUCCUGGGCGGCAAUCCGGUGGUCCAGGCCCAGAAUAAUGGGUGGGCUGGGAUAAUUGUGAAUGGGUGUGUGAGAGAUGUGGAUGAGAUUAAUGGGUGUGAUAUUGGGGUUCGUGCGCUGGCUUCGCAUCCGAUGAAGGCGAGUAAGAAGGGGAUUGGGGAGAAACAUGUGCCUGUGAUGGUGGGGGGGACUAGGAUUUUUGAUGGUGAGUGGAUUUAUGCUGAUACUGAUGGCAUUCUUGUUUCCAAGAUGGAGUUGUCUGUUUGAGCAGUGGAGUGCUUUUCGGGGUAUGUUUCGGGUUUCUGUUAUUGAUUGUGUUGUGAUUUUGUAGAAUCUUGAUGAAUUUGGGAUGUUAUGAACUUAUUAUUGAUGUGAUCUUGACCCUUUGUGUGAGCUCUUGUUUAAUGGUCUACGUUGUAAGGCUAUUAGUUAUAUGUUAAACACGUUGUAGAACCAUAAAUUUAUAGUGAUGAUAAUAACCAUUAUGAAGAUGGGUUGUUAUAA
Messenger RNA from Daucus carota subsp. sativus, 882 nucleotides. RefSeq names its product putative 4-hydroxy-4-methyl-2-oxoglutarate aldolase 2. The record is from RefSeq and is a predicted model, not a curated record. Gene Ontology annotation, molecular function: ribonuclease inhibitor activity. The transcript has a single exon. The coding region runs from base 145 to 645 and encodes 166 amino acids. NCBI's taxonomy places the organism in Eukaryota, Viridiplantae, Streptophyta, Magnoliopsida, Apiales, Apiaceae. Gene Ontology annotation, biological process: regulation of RNA metabolic process.